This is a messenger RNA of Meloidogyne enterolobii, 363 nucleotides long. The record is from the annotation of a GenBank genome assembly. NCBI's taxonomy places the organism in Eukaryota, Metazoa, Nematoda, Chromadorea, Rhabditida, Meloidogynidae.
AUGGAUAUAAUGAUUGCCCCGAUUGCAAGAGAUGAAGUUUCUGAUAAUUGGAAUUUUAAUUUAAAUAGUGAUGAAAAUUUAAUUAAUAAAAAUUCAGAAUUAAUUGAUAAAUUAAUUAAUGAAAUGUUAAUUGAUGGAAAUAAAUUAUUUACUAAAAGUAUUGUUAUGUUAACAGGUUAUCGAGCAGCUUUUAGGCAAAUGUUUGUUUUGUUGGAUAAAUCCAAAAGAGAAAUUUUCAAGGAUUUACUAAAAGCUAUUAAGCAUUGGGCAAAGCGUAUGUUUUAUUAUAUAUUGUCAAAAUCAUCUCCCCGAUCCGGAUUCUGUUCAGGAUCCAGACCGGCCCAGCUGGAUUUUUCUCGAUAG